Molecule: messenger RNA, 1896 nt
Organism: Vombatus ursinus (common wombat)
Lineage: Eukaryota; Metazoa; Chordata; Mammalia; Diprotodontia; Vombatidae
Gene: PCYOX1L
Product: prenylcysteine oxidase 1 like
Exons: 6
Coding region: 19-1494 (491 amino acids)
Biological process (GO): prenylated protein catabolic process; prenylcysteine catabolic process
Molecular function (GO): prenylcysteine oxidase activity
Source: RefSeq, a predicted model, not a curated record
CCCACCUCGAGCAGCCUCAUGGCGGGCGCCGCCGUGCUUCUCAUCACCCUGGUGGCCUCGGCUGCCGCAUCUAGAGAUACCCCGCCCAGGAAAAUCGCGGUCGUGGGAGCUGGAAUUGGGGGCUCAGCAGCGGCCCAUUUCCUUCAGCAGCUCUUUGGGCCACGGGUACAGAUUGAUGUGUACGAAAAGGGCACUGUUGGAGGCCGCCUGGCUACCAUCACUGUCAACAAACAGCAAUAUGAAAGUGGUGGUGCCUCAUUCAAUUCCUUCAGCUUGCAUAUGCAGGACUUUGUCAAACUCCUGGGUCUGAAACAGCGGCGGGAGGUAGCAGGGAAGAGUGCCAUAUUUGGUGGUGAGCAGCUUAUUCUGGAAGAGACAGAUUGGUACCUGCUAAACCUUUUCCGAGUCUGGUGGCACUAUGGCAUCAGCUUCCUGCGGCUGCAGAUGUGGGUAGAGGAAGUCAUGGAAAAGUUUAUGAGAAUAUAUAAGUACCAGGCACAUGGCUAUGCCUUUUCAGGAGUGGAGGAGCUAUUGUACUCAGUGGGUGAAUAUACCUUUAUCAACAUGACCCAGCGCUCUGUGGCAGAAUGUCUGCUCGAAGUGGGAGUUACACAGCGCUUCAUUGAUGAGGUGAUCACAGCUCUGCUGCGUGCCAGUUAUGGGCAGUCUGCAACAAUGGCAGCCUUUGCAGGAGCGAUGUCACUUGCUGGAAUACAGGGGAACCUGUGGGCUGUGGAAGGGGGCAAUAAGCUAGUAUGUUCAGGCUUGCUGAAGCUGACUAAGGCCAAUGUGAUACACGCCAGGGUGACCUCUGUGGCCUUGCACAACACAGAAGGGAGAGCCCUUUAUCAGGUGUGGUAUGAGAAGGAGGAUAAAAUGCAUUCAGACUUCUAUGAUAUAGUAGUCAUUGCUACUCCCCUCUACGUCGGCAGUAACAGCAACAUCACCUUUGACGGCUUUCAGCCUCCCUUCGAGGAGUUUGUUGGUUCCUUCCAAUCCACCGUCACCUCCCUGGUCCAUGGCUACCUCAACUCCUCUUACUUUGGCUUUCCUGACCCCAAGCUCUUCCCUUUUGCCAGCAUUCUUUCUACAGAUGCCCCUAAUCUCUUCUUCUGUGCCCUGGACAACAUUUGCCCUGUCAACAUCUCAGCUACCUUCCGAAGGAAGCAACCGCAGGAAGCAGCCAUUUGGCGCGUCCUGUCCCCCCAGCCCUUGGAACGUCCCCAGCUGAAGAGCCUUUUCCGUUCCUAUUACUCAGUCCAGACAGCCCAAUGGCAGGCCUAUCCACAGUAUGGUUCUCGUAUGGCUACACCACUGUUUGCCCUCCAUGACCAGCUCUUCUACCUCAAUGCCCUCGAGUGGGUAGCUAGUUCUGUGGAAAUAAGUGCUGUGGCAGCUAAAAAUGUGGCCCUCUUGGCUUAUAACCGCUGGUACCAAGACCUGGAUAAGAUUGAUCAGAAGGACUUGAUACACAAAAUUAAGACUGAAUUGUGAGAACUACUAGAAGAAAGGGAGAUGGGUAGGAGUCUGUGAAACUUCAUGCAUUCAUCUAAAGAACAUUGAUUAAGCACUUGCUUCUUGUGGAGUCCUGUACUCUAAAGGCUUAAUGUGAUACAGAUGUGGAUAAGACAGGGCCUCUGUCUUCUUGGAGCUUAAAGUAUCCUGUAAUGAUGACUCUUGAUCCCAAAUCAGUGAUAGCUUCUAAAGUAAAGGGAAACCUGUGUCCCACGCACUUGAUAUGUCUUGUGUGAUCCUUUCUCCCUCCUCUGUCAGACCUUUCUGCUUGCCUUUCAUGGAUUUUGGGGGGUAAUUGCCUUCGGGGAAGGGAAAGUGGAGGCAAAAUUACACCUCUUUUAUUUAUUUAAUUUUAAAUAAAAAUCAGUCUUCUAAAUCUGC